This is a messenger RNA of Pseudocercospora fijiensis CIRAD86, 1589 nucleotides long. RefSeq names its product glycosyltransferase family 31 protein. The transcript is spliced from 2 exons. Gene Ontology annotation, cellular component: membrane. NCBI's taxonomy places the organism in Eukaryota, Fungi, Ascomycota, Dothideomycetes, Mycosphaerellales, Mycosphaerellaceae. Gene Ontology annotation, molecular function: glycosyltransferase activity. The coding region runs from base 234 to 1403 and encodes 389 amino acids. The record is from RefSeq and is a predicted model, not a curated record.
AGAAGAUCCGCGCUCAUGGCCAAGUACGGAGGGGUUCGGAGCGCAAUGGUGUGCCUAGGCUGAAGAAGAGGCCUUCGAGACGGACAACUUAUGUCGUGGUUUCUGCUAUAUGCUUACUGGUGUUCUGGUUGACGCAUCGCUCUUCGGAAUACACGUCCAACAGGAGGACCUGGUCCAUUGGGAAUCAUGGCGGAGCUCGCGAGCAAUCGAACCCCGAACUUCCUUGUCGAAAUAUGCCAGGCGCGAACGAGACAUUGGUGAUUCUGAAGACUGGCUCUACAGAGAUCCAAGACAAGCUCCCUGUACAUCUCAACACGACUCUACGAUGCUAUCCACAUUCCAUGAUUUUUAGCGACUACGAGGAGGAGUUUCAAGGGCAUCAUAUUUAUGAUGCUCUGGAGUUUGUCGAUGCAAACAUCAAAGCUGCGCAUGGAGACUUUGCUUUAUGGCGGAGACUGCAGGAAGGAGGACGCGCAGCUCUGCAGCCUCAUGAGCUCAGUGGGACAGCGGCUCGUGCUGGCAGCAAUUUCGGAAAACAGGACAAUCCGGGUUGGAAGCUGGAUAAGUGGAAGUUCCUGCCGAUGGUGAACAGAACUUUGGCAGAGUAUCCAAAUAUGCGGUGGUACGUUUUCGUGGAGGUGGAUACAUACAUUCUGUCACAGACAUUGCACAACUACUUGAAUACGCUGGACUGGCAAAAAUCCUACUACAUUGGCGGCCAGACCUGGAUUGGUGAUGUCCUCUUUGCGCACGGCGGGACUGGUUUCACCGUGAGUCGUCCUGCAAUGGAGAAGGUUAUGAAGGAGUUUCAGCAGAACCAAGAGUCGUGGGAGAGCUUUACGGACAUACACUGGGCUGGCGAUUGUAUUUUAGGCAAGGCGUUUGCGGAUUCUGGAACACCACUCACUCAGGCCUGGCCGAGUUGGCAAGGCGAUGACAUUGGCAAAAUGACUUAUGAUCGUGCGGAGGGUCCUCAUCGUAUGUGGUGCGCGCCUAGUGUCAGCUAUCACCAUUUGACCCCGAGCGUGGUUCGGGAUAUGUGGGACUGGGAAAUGGAGUGGAUCAAGAAUACCAGCGAUUACAGCAAGAUCCUGUACCACAAAGACGUCUACCGCGAAUACGUCCUCCCCCGAACUAUCGAAGCACGUCGAGACUGGGACAAUCACGCCGACCAAGACCACGGCCCUGUCGAUGACCUGGAAACAUGUCGUGCGGUUUGCGUGCAGCACGAAGAUUGUCUGCAAUACACGCUCAACCAGGACGGAAGAUGUAUGAUCGGCCAGAAACCGAAUCUAGGCGAGAAGAUGAAGGGUAUCGAGUCUGGCUGGAUGAGCGAUCGUAUGAGGAAGUUCUACGACAACCAAAAUCCUUGUCGGAAUGGAGGAGAGGCGUUUAUCACGUAAAGACAGAUAGAGGCUCAAGUGAGCAAAAGCUUUUGGGAAUUGGGAGAGGUGCGUUGGAGGUGAAGGAGAGCAGGUCUUUGAAAAGAAGAGACCUGCACGGUGUCGGCUUGACGGUCCGCAGUAUACACCAAGACGGAGUUCGCGAUGGAAUAGCAUGUUGUGAAAUGUCAGCGCUCUCGUGAACGG